This is a messenger RNA of Cordyceps fumosorosea ARSEF 2679, 342 nucleotides long. RefSeq lists its product as hypothetical. Bases 1 to 342 code for a protein of 113 amino acids. The record is from RefSeq and is a predicted model, not a curated record. The transcript has a single exon. Lineage: Eukaryota; Fungi; Ascomycota; Sordariomycetes; Hypocreales; Cordycipitaceae.
AUGUCCAUCCCCAAUAUUCUCCUGCUUCUCGCAUUUUCGGCCUACUAUUUUGUCUGGUACUUCUCUGACAAAAAUGGCCUCACUAGUCAGAUUGGCGCGGCGAUAACUGUCGGCAAGCUCCCUGGUAUUGAAGAACGUCUUCGUCAGGUAUAUACAGGUAUCGAAGCUCUCGACACGAUUUUAGUAUUUUUGACGACGUUUUUCUGGACUCUGGUGGAUGGCAGUCAGCCUGGCAUGAUGCUACACUCGAUCACAUUCUGCGGGGCACUUGGCUCUGCGUGGAUACUGGUCACGCUUGAGUCAUGGAGACGAGGCAACGCUUGGACGACGGCAGCUUUGUAA